CACUGAGCUGCCAGCAUAUCAGCGGUACCACACCCUCGCCCAGGCAGCCCCCCCAGGCCUCUCCCUGCCCUUCCAGUACAAGGUGCUGGCGGAGAUGUUCAGGAGUAUGGACACCGUGGUGGCCAUGCUGUACAACCGCUGCGAGACGGCCACCUUCAGCAAGAUCAAACAAGGAGUUCAGGACAUGAUGCACAAGCGGUUUGAGGAGAGCCAAGUGGGUCAGAUAAAGACGGUGUUUCCUGAGGCCUACGUGUUCAGACAGGAGAAGAACAUCCCGACCUUCAACAGCAGCAUCAAGAAGGGCAGCUACCAGCUCACGGUGGAGCCCGUCACUCCCUCCGACCAGAAAGACGGUCGUCCUGUCCUGUCAGCCUCUUGUCUCCUGGAGAGAAGACGCAUCUUCCACCUGAACCUGGUCUCAAUUGUCAAACAGCACCACAAGGUCUUCCUGUCCUCGUUGGUCCCUCCAGUGUCCAUUCCAGAGGACAAACUGACCCGCUGGCACCCUCGCUUUAACGUGGACACGGUGCCAGCCGUCUCCAGCAGCUCGCUGCCUCAGCCUCCUCACACGGAGAGACUGGCCACGGCUCAGGAGGUGCUGGACAAGGCUCGUUCUCUCAUCACACCCAAGAUGGAGAGGGCUCUCAUGUCUCUAGCUCUGAAGACAGAAGAUAAAACUGCAGAGACUAAAGAGCCAACAUCCCCACCGAAAACAACACCCUCCCAAACAUCGGAUCCAUCAGCUGCAGCUCAGGUCCCAACUGCCCUGAAAGGAGUGUCCCAGUCCCUGCUGGACAGGAUUCGGGCAAAGGAGGCCCAGAAGCUCCAGGCAGCCAUGACCCGAAAGCCCGCCCAGGAGGAGCGCUUGCUAAUGAUGUCACGGCUCCCCGAGCUGGCCAGGAUUCUCCGGACCGUUUUCGUAGCAGAGAAGAAGCCGGCGUUAAUAAUGGAGGUGGCCUGUAACAGGACGGUGGCCAGCUACAGAUCUGCUCUCAGCACAGGCGAAAUGGAGAAACACAUCCGUCUGCUGGCCGAAGUGGCUCCUGAUUGGCUCACGAUUCAUCCAAUCAGGAAGGACUUCUACCUGAAGUUGAACAAGAACAUGGAGCUCAGUGUCAUUGUGGACAAACUGAGCAGCCGACUGCGAGAGGAGGAGAGACUCUGAGACAUUUCCGUGAUGACUGAGUGAAAUGAUGACGCGGCGUCCUCUCACAGUUGGUGCGGUCACCUUUUUGCGGCCCGUGCUGCGUGAGCUGCAGCACGCUGGAGGCAAGUG
Molecule: messenger RNA, 1276 nt
Organism: Plectropomus leopardus (leopard coralgrouper)
Lineage: Eukaryota; Metazoa; Chordata; Actinopteri; Perciformes; Serranidae
Source: RefSeq, a predicted model, not a curated record